GGCCGCGUGAGCCGCUGCAGGCUCCAGAGCCCGCAAGUGCCAGCGGGCGCGCCAGUCCGGCUUGGGUGGGGGGCGCCGCAGUCGCCAUGCUGCGUGGGCCCCGGGCCCUGGCCCCAGCCGUUGCGCAGCCUCCCAAGGGGGUGCCCUCUUUGAGCCCCACUGAGCUGUGGCCUCCGGGCCUAAGCAGCCCCCAGCUCUGCCCAGGCACCACCACCUACUACACUUCGCUGUUCCCGCAGUCGGUGCCUCCCGCUGCAGCGCCUGGCACCUGCCUCGACGCCACCCCCCACGGACCCGACGGCCAAGUCGUGCGCUGUGUGCCGGCUGGCCGGCUGCCGGCCAAAAGGAAGCUGGACCUGGAGGGUCUUGGGAAGCCUGCGGUCCCUGAAUUCCGAACUCCCAAGGGGAAGUGCUUCCGCGUGGACGGCCUUCCCAGCCCCAAAACGCCCAAGUCCCCUGGAGAGAAGACUCGGUAUGACACGUCGCUGGGACUGCUCACCAAGAAGUUCAUUUACCUCCUGAGCGAGUCAGAGGAUGGGGUCCUGGACCUGAACUGGGCAGCGGAGGUGCUGGAUGUGCAGAAGCGUCGCAUCUAUGACAUCACCAACGUCCUGGAGGGCAUCCAGCUCAUCCGCAAGAAGUCCAAGAACAACAUCCAGUGGGUAGGCAGGGGAAUAUUCGAAGACCCCGCCCAGCCUUCGAAGCAGCAACAGCUGGGACAGGAGCUGAAGGAGCUGAUGAGCGCCGAGCAGGCCUUGGACCAGCUUAUCCAGAGCUGUUCUCUCAGCUUCAAGCACCUGACCGAGGACACAGCCAACAAGAGGCUGGCCUACGUGACCUACCAAGACAUCCGUGCUGUCGGCAAUUUUAAGGAGCAGACGGUGAUCGCGGUCAAGGCCCCUCCGCAGACAAGGCUGGAAGUGCCAGACAAAGCUGAGGAGAACCUGCAGAUAUACCUGAAGAGCACCCAGGGGCCCAUCGAAGUCUACCUGUGCCCGGAAGAGGUGCAGGAGCCCGACAGCCCUGCCAGCGAGCCCCUCCCUUCCACCUCCACCCUCCGGCCCAGCCCGGACUGCGCCCCAUCCGACACUGGCUCCGACCCUGCCGACCUGGAGCUCGCAGCCUCCUCAGCGCCAGCACCCACUCCCCAGCAGGACCCACUGCCACUGCCACCGCCAUCGUCCCUCAUCCCUUUGGAGGCCACUGACAGUAUGCUGGAGCUGACGCAUCCACUUCUACAGCAGACCGAGGACCAGUUCCUGUCUCCGACCUUGGCCUGCAACUCCCCUCUGAUCAGCUUCUCCCCACCCCUGGACCAAGACGACUACCUGUGGGGCCUGGACGGCGGUGAGGGCGUCAGUGACCUCUUUGACUCCUAUGACCUUGGGGACCUGUUGAUCAAUUGAGCAACGUUGCCUGCCCUCCGCAGUGCCACACCUGUCUCUACCUCCUCACAGACAGACUGACAGGCCCUCUGCCCGCAUGGGGUCAUUGGACACAGGGUGCCGGCCUCAGGCCAUGACGGUCGUCUCCUUCCCAGCCUCCCUGCCCGCAGGUGUCUGGGAGAUGUGGAGGACGUGGGUGAGGACGGUAUCAGAGGCUGGGUCCUGUCCUUUCUCCUCUGACCUCUGACCUCUGACCUCUCACAUGAAGGACCACAGGUGCAGGUGACCAGGUUCAGGGAAAGGCCCUGCCACCUUCUUUUGAGAGAUAUAAUUAGGACCCUUGAUUUCUCAAGAAGCACUUAAUGCCUUUGUAUUUA
Chinchilla lanigera (long-tailed chinchilla) is the source of this 1762-nucleotide messenger RNA. RefSeq names its product E2F transcription factor 2 (gene E2f2). The coding region runs from base 87 to 1406 and encodes 439 amino acids. Gene Ontology annotation, molecular function: DNA-binding transcription factor activity, RNA polymerase II-specific; protein dimerization activity; RNA polymerase II cis-regulatory region sequence-specific DNA binding. Lineage: Eukaryota; Metazoa; Chordata; Mammalia; Rodentia; Chinchillidae. Gene Ontology annotation, biological process: regulation of transcription by RNA polymerase II. Gene Ontology annotation, cellular component: RNA polymerase II transcription regulator complex. The transcript has 7 exons. The record is from RefSeq and is a predicted model, not a curated record.